Molecule: messenger RNA, 6170 nt
Organism: Dendronephthya gigantea
Lineage: Eukaryota; Metazoa; Cnidaria; Anthozoa; Malacalcyonacea; Nephtheidae
Product: myosin heavy chain, striated muscle-like
Exons: 43
Coding region: 119-5956 (1945 amino acids)
Cellular component (GO): myosin complex
Molecular function (GO): actin filament binding; ATP binding; cytoskeletal motor activity
Source: RefSeq, a predicted model, not a curated record
UUGUCUUUACGGCUGACUGUCAACUUGAGUUGUGCGUCUUUGCCGUUCGCUGCAAGCGAGUGUUGUGUUGUGAGCCCUCAGUAAACUCGAAGUACAUUUCACUGAGAACUCUGCCAAAAUGUCAGGGGAAGAUCCCGAGCAAUAUCUGCGUCCUACGGACAAAGCAACCAUGCUCGAACGUACGAAGACGUUCGAUGCUAAAAAAUGGUUGUGGAUUCCAGAUGAAAAGGAAGGCUACUUGGCUGCCGCUGUUGCCUCGACCAAAGGUGAUAUGCUCACGGUGGAAACAUCCGCAGGAAAGAAAAUCGAUAUAAACAAAAAUGAUACCCAGCAGAUGAACCCUCCUAAAUUCGAGAAAUGUGAGGACAUGGCCAGCUUGACCUAUCUCAACGAAGCUAGCGUGUUAUAUAACCUGAAGCAACGUUACACAUCGGCCCUAAUCUACACAUACUCUGGUCUUUUCUGUGUCGCCGUCAAUCCGUAUCGCCGGCUUCCAAUCUACACCCCUCAAGUGGUUCAAAUGUUCAAAGGAAAGAAGCGAAGUGAAAUGCCACCUCACGUCUUCUCAAUCUGCGACAACGCCUACCACGACAUGUUGCAAGAUCGCGAGAAUCAAUCCAUGUUGAUUACAGGUGAAAGUGGAGCUGGGAAAACAGAAAACACGAAGAAGGUCAUCCAGUAUUUUGCCAAUGUUUCCAUGGGAGGAUCCAAGAAGGAUAGCGAUGCAAAUGUGCCAUCAAUCGAAGACCAAAUCGUUAUGUGUAACCCAAUCCUGGAAGCCUACGGAAAUGCGAAAACCAUCCGAAACAACAACUCCUCACGUUUUGGAAAGUUCAUCAGAUGUCAUUUUAACACCCAAGGCAAACUCGCUGGCGCAGAUAUUGAAACAUAUCUUCUGGAAAAGUCGCGUGUUAUCAACCAAGGGCCCGACGAACGAUCUUAUCAUAUCUUCUACCAAAUCCUGAAGAGCGCUUCGGCAGAUUUGCACAAAACGCUUUUGAUGGACAGCCGUAAACAUGACGACUACAAAUUCUUGGAAAACAGCGUCGACUUCGCGAACGGUAUCGAUGACGAUGAACUCUGGGAGGAGACGGAAGAGGCUGCGCGAGUCCUGGGUUUCACUGACGACCAGCGUAUCGCCAUGUACAAAACAUGCGCUGGUAUUCUCCACUGGGGAAACGGAAAGUUCAAACAACGACCGAGAGAGGAACAGGCCGAAGUUGCUGAAGCGGAAGCAUUGGAGAAGGCUUCCUUCUUGUUUGGCGUGCAGUAUUCCGACUUUACAAAAAUGUUGGUGAAGCCUCGUAUCAAAGUUGGUAAUGAAUAUGUGAACCAGGGACGUAACAUGCAACAGGUGCAAUACUCCAUCGGUGCUCUGUCGAAAACCAUGUACGAACGUAUGUUCUUCUUCCUUGUGAACCGAAUUAACGAAACUUUGGACCGAAAGGAAAAACGAAAUUACUUCAUUGGUGUGUUGGACAUUGCAGGAUUUGAGAUCUUUGAUUACAACUCCUUUGAACAAUUGUGCAUCAAUUUGACAAACGAGAAACUGCAACAAUUCUUCAACCACACUAUGUUCGUGUUGGAACAAGAAGAGUACCAAAAGGAAGGAAUCAAGUGGGACUUCAUCAAUUUCGGAAUGGAUCUGGAACCGUGCAUCAACCUCAUCGAAAAGCCGAUGGGAAUCUUCGCCAUCCUUGAAGAGGAAUGCAUGUUCCCGAAAGCAACGGAUCAGACGUUCUUGAACAAGCUCCACAGCACUCAUGAUGGAAAACAUCCAAACUACGCUAAACCGAAGGGCUCCAAGGCUACGUACGAUUUCGAACUCGGCCAUUACGCCGGAAAUGUGGGCUACUCCAUCGCCAACUGGCUCGACAAGAAUAAGGAUCCCAUCAACGAAGCUGUUGCCUCAUUGCUAGGAAAAUCAAGCGAUGCUUUCGUUGCUGACAUGUUCAAAGAAUAUGGAGGCGGAGAAGGAGCAACCAAAGGUCGAGGUGGAAAGAAAGGAGGAAGUUUCCAAACGGUUAGCAACCGUCACAAAGAACAAUUAAAUAAACUUAUGACCAUGUUGUACUCGACAACACCUCAUUUUGUACGUUGUAUCAUCCCGAACGAAGAGAAGAAGCCAGGUCAGGUAGACGCCAACCUUAUCUUACAUCAACUGAGGUGUAAUGGUGUGCUGGAAGGUAUUCGUAUUUGCCGAAAGGGUUUCCCCAACAGAAUGCCCUUCGAUGAGUUCAAACAAAGAUACCAGAUCCUCGCUCCGAAUGCAAUCCCGCAAGGUUUCAUGGAUGGAAAGAAGGCCGCUGACAAACUGAUCGAGGCUCUUCAACUUGAAGAAAAUGAAUACCGAGUCGGAAGCACCAAGGUAUUCUUCAGAGCUGGUGUCCUGGGUACCUUGGAAGACAUGCGUGAUGAACAACUGUCCAAGAUCAUCUCUCAAUUCCAGGCCUUCGCCAAGGGCUUCCUCAUGCGACGACGUUACCGCAAGAUGUGCGACCAGAGAAUUGGUGUCGCUGUGAUCCAGAGAAACGUGAGGAAGUAUUUGUUCUUGAAGAACUGGGCUUGGUGGAAGCUUUACACCAAAGUGAAACCGUUGUUGAACGUCGCCCGAACUGAGGAAGAAAUGAAACAGAAGGAAGAAGAGUUGGCAAAACUCAAAGACGAUUUGGCAAAGGAGAAAGAAUUGAGACAAGCACUCGAGAACGAGAAGACUGAUUUGAUUCAAGAGAAACAACAGCUGUACGAUGAUUUACAAAAGGAAUCAGAAUCUUUGGAAAACACCGUUGAAGAUUUGCAGAAGGCACGUGGACGUUUGGAGGACAUGGAGGGUCAACUCACAGAAUUGAACGAACGACUCGAGGAUGAAGAGGAUAACAACGCUGAGAUCACCGCGAUGAAACACAAACUUGAAGAUGAGGCCGAAGACUUGAAGCAAGAAAUCUCUGAACUUGGCACAGCUUUAGAGAAGGCUGAACAAGAGAAAGCCGCUCGUGAACAGGAUAUUGAGAGACUUAAUGACGAGAUUGCGAAACAAGACACUGCUUUGGAGAAAUUGAACAAAGAAAAACGAAGCCUUGAAGAUGAACGAGCCGAAUUGGAAGAUCAACUUCAUGAAGAGGAGAACAAAGUGAACGGUUUGACCAAGGCUAAAGCAAAACUCGAACGGGAUCUUGACGAGCAAAUCGAAGUUUAUGAGAAAGAAAAGAAAGUUCGUGGAGAAGUUGAAAAACAAAAGAGAAAGGUGGAAGGUGAUCUGAAGAUGACCAGAGAUGAACUCCAAGAAAUGACUUCAAAGAGAGACGAACUUGAGAGUGUUGUCAAGAAGCGAGAUGCUGAAAUUAGCGAGUUGAACAACGCGGUUGAGGACAACAAUGCACUUAUCGCACAACUACAGAAGAAGAUCAAAGAACUUGAGGCGAAAGUGGCGGAGUUGGAAGACGAACUCGAAAACGAACGAGCCCUUCGCGCCAAGGCUGAACGCGCCCGCAACGACCUGGAACGUGAACUUGAGGAUCUUCAAGACGCCUUGGACGAGCAAGGUGGAGCUACUCAGGCUCAGGUGGACCUGAACAAAAAACGCGAAGCUGAAAUCAGUAAACUCCGACGUGAUGUUGAGGAGGCCAAUGCCCAGCACGAACAAGCCAUCAGCAGCAUGCGAAGUAAAAAUCAACAAGCUUUGGCUGAAGUUCAGGAGGAACUGGAGACAUUCAAGAAAUCGAAAGCAAAAUUGGAAAAAGAGAAGAAUGCUCUGACACAGGAGGCUGACGAACUUGCCGAGAGUAACGAGAAGCUGCAGAAAGCUAAGGCCUCUCUUGAAAAGAACAACCGUGCCAUGGACGCAGAAUUAUCCGAAAGUCGAAGUGCGCUGGAAGAGCUUCGCACAGCCAAUGCUGAUCUCGUCUCGGCGAAACAAGCCCUGACGAACGAGAAUGCAUCGCUAAGCUCACAACUGACGGAAAUGGAAGGCAGAGCUGCGACUUUGGCUAAGAACAAGAAAUCUUUGGAGACUCAACUGGACGAGGUGAAGAACGCUUUGGAAGAGGAAGGAAGGGCAAAGAACGAAUUCUUUGAUAAGAUGAGGAACUUCGAAGCUGAUUUGGAGCUCGCUAGACAGGACAACGAAGAUCUUGAGGAAGCCAAAGAGAACUUGGAGAAGGAAUUGGCCAAAGCAAAGAACGACAUCUCAAUGUGGAAGAGAAAGUUCGAAGAGGAAGGACAAGCAAAAGCAGAAGAACUUGAAGGAGCCAGACGAAAAAUUGCUGCCAAGUUGGCGGAAACCGAAGAGGAACUCGCAGCCGCUCUGUCGAAGGCUAAUUCCGCUGAGAAAGCAAAACAACGUUUGGCUGGAGAAGUCGAAGACCUCAAUGUUGAACUGGACAAAGCCUCAAAUCUUGCCGCCUCAUACGAGAAGAAGCAAAAGAAGAUCGAUCAGGAGAUUGCACAAUGGAAGGCGAAGGUUGACGAAGUCCAAGCCGAGCUUGAAGCGUCUCAACGCGAGUCGCGUGCCAACUCCACUGAGGUUUACAAACUCCGAGCUCAAUUAGAAGAAUCGCAAGAUGUCGCUGAGCAACUUCGACGUGAGAAGAAAUCAUUGGAAGGCGAAGUUAAAGAUCUCAUCGACCAACUUGGUGAAGGAGGAAAAUCUGUCGUCGAAUUUGAGAAAUUGAAGAAGAAACUCGAGAUGGAGAAAGAAGAACUUCAAAUGAACAUGGAGGAAUUGGAAGGCGCCCUCGAACAGGAGGAAGCUAAGGUGCUCAAGGUUCAACUUGAAAUGACUCAAUUGAAACAAGAAUACGAACGACGACUGGCGGAGAAGGACGAAGACGCAGAAAGCUUGAGGAAAAACUACAAUCGCCAACAAGAGAGUAUUCAGGCAUCCUUGGAAGCAGAGAGCAAGGCUAAGAAUGAACAGAUUCGAUUGAAGAAGAAGGCUGAACAAGAUGCGGCCGCUUUGGAACUUGCUUUGGAAGCAGCACACAGGGACAAUGCAGAAAACGCCAAGAACGUGAAGAAAUUACAACAACAACUGAAGGAAUUGCAAGUCAUGGUUGAAGACGAGCAGAAAGCACGCGACGAUGCACGGGAGAGUCAGGCGAAAUCUGAACGCAAUGCUAACAAGUUGUCUGCUGAAUUGGAGGAAGUACGGGCUCAGUUAGAACAGUCUGAACGACUCCGACGAAACGCUGAAAAUGAAAGUCAAGAUGCAACUGACCGCGUUGGUGAGUUACAAGGACAGAUCUCGUCUCUCCAGUCCGCCAAACGCAAGGCCGAAGACGAUUUGCAAUCGAUCCGAGACUCCGUUGACGAACUCGAAAGUGACCUCAAGACAGCCGAAGAGAAAGCACGCCGAAGUGCUGCCGACGCUGCCCGACUUGAAGACGAACGUGCCGCCGCGCAAAACGCAGCAAAUGCUGCAGAGCGCGCACGGGCUGCCGCUGACAAGCAGGCCAAGGAUCUGCAGGCUCGACUUGAAGAGGUUGAAGCUGCUGGUGGUAAGGCAUUGAAGAAUAAGAUCAAGACCUUGGAACAGAAAAUCAAAGAUUUGGAAGAUGAUUUGGAUGCUGAAGUUCGCGUGAAGACUGAACAACAGAAGGCGAUUAAGAAGAACGAUCGUAAAGUUAAAGAGCUGUUGGCCCAAGCUGAUGAAGACCGCAGAGCCAUUGAGAAGCUUCAGGAUACCUCUGAACGACAGAACAAGAAGUUGACUCAACUACGCCGCAGAGCCGAGGAAGCGGAGGAGACUGCUGCCUCAAACAUGACCAAACUUCGCAGAGUGCAGGCUGAUUUGGAAUCCGCCGAGGAGAGAGCUGAUACCGCUGAACAGGCAGCCAGACGUCGCCCUGCUGGGGGCGCAGGUGGCCGCGCAUCUGCUGGUAGAGCUGGGUCUAGAACACCAGGAAGAUCUUCAUCCCGCGAGCCUUCGCGACGUGGUUCCAAAAGUGACGCCGAGUAAAGACCAGAACUUUCAUUAAACUAAGUCAAAAUAGCUAGAACCGACAGCAUAACAGCUGUAGUUAUUGUAUGGUCACCUUAUAUAGAUAGAGUCCAAAAUAUUCGGGCAAUAUUAACUUUAAACAUAGCGUAAUUUUACCAUUAAGGACAUGUAAUCAUUGCUAGGAAUUUUGUAUGUCAGUUAAUUUUCAAUUUUAAUAAAUUUAAGUUUCCAA